Molecule: messenger RNA, 1467 nt
Organism: Rhea pennata
Lineage: Eukaryota; Metazoa; Chordata; Aves; Rheiformes; Rheidae
Gene: GABRQ
Product: gamma-aminobutyric acid type A receptor subunit theta
Exons: 9
Coding region: 1-1467 (488 amino acids)
Biological process (GO): signal transduction; chemical synaptic transmission; chloride transmembrane transport
Cellular component (GO): GABA-A receptor complex; plasma membrane; synapse
Molecular function (GO): extracellular ligand-gated monoatomic ion channel activity; chloride channel activity; GABA-A receptor activity
Source: RefSeq, a predicted model, not a curated record
AUGUGGACAUUUCAGGCAGACAGAUUGAGUGGAAUUGUCUCUGCUUUAGCAGCGCUUUGUCUCGCCUGCUGUGCGCAAAGCCCAUCCACUGGGAAUAUUUCUGUGGUGAAAGAGAUUGUGGACAAAUUGCUGAAGGGCUAUGACGUCCGCCUCAGGCCUGACUUUGGAGGUAACCCUGUCACGGUGGGAAUGAGCAUCCAUAUCUCCAGCAUUGACCAGAUCUCAGAAGUCAACAUGGACUACACCAUCACCAUGUACUUCCAGCAGAGCUGGCGGGACAAACGCCUAGCAUAUAGUGACCUUCCUCUCAACCUGACCCUGGAUAACAGGGUGGCUGACCAGUUAUGGCUGCCUGAUACCUAUUUCCUGAAUGACAAGAAGUCCUUUCUGCAUGGGGUGACAGUGAAGAAUCGCAUGAUUCGGCUCCAUCCUGAUGGGACUGUCCUAUAUGGCCUGAGAAUCACCACCACAGCCGCUUGCAUGAUGGAUCUGAGGAGGUACCCCCUGGACCAGCAGAACUGCACACUGGAAAUCGAGAGCUAUGGUUAUACAGUUGAUGACAUUGUGUUCUUCUGGCAAGGAAAUGAUUCUGCUGUCACGGGGAUGGAAGUGCUAGAACUGCCGCAGUUCACCAUAAUCGAGCAGAGGCUGGUCAGCAGGGAAGUGGUCUUCACCACUGGUUCAUAUCUCCGCUUAUCCUUGAGUUUCCGGAUAAAGAGGAACAUUGGUUACUUCAUCCUCCAGACUUACAUGCCAUCCAUCCUCAUCACUAUCCUGUCCUGGGUCUCCUUCUGGAUCAAUUAUGAUGCUUCUGCUGCACGAGUGGCGCUGGGGGUGACCACGGUACUUACAAUGACUACCAUCAACACCCAUCUGCGGGAGACUCUCCCCAAGAUCCCUUACGUCAAGGCUAUUGAUGUUUAUCUCAUGGGCUGCUUUGUCUUUGUGUUCCUGGCACUCCUGGAGUAUGCUUUUGUCAACUACAUAUUCUUCGGGCGAGGCCCCCGGCAGCAAAAGAAACAGAGUGAACGAAUCAGCAAGGCCAACAAUGAGCGCCACCGCUACGAAGAGAAGAGGGUGAGAGAGCAGGUUGACCCUUAUGGUAACAUCCUCCUCAGCACUCUGGAGAUGAACAACGAGCUGCUGGCCACAGACAUGAUGAGCAGUGUUGGCGACUCUCGAAACUCUGUCAUGUCCUUCGAAGGUUCAGGAAUCCAGUUCCGCAAGCAGCUGGCCUCUCGGGAUGGAUUUGGUCACCACCCAACCCUAGACCGCCACAUCCCACUGACCCACCAUGCCGCGGCCCGCAACCGCGCCAACUGCCGUCUCCGCCGGCGAUCAUCUAAGCUGAAGCUCAAAAUCCCAGACCUGACAGAUGUCAGCACCAUUGACAAAUGGUCACGAAUCAUUUUUCCAAUCACCUUUGGAUUCUUCAACCUUGUUUACUGGUUGUACUAUGUAAAUUGA